Molecule: messenger RNA, 3834 nt
Organism: Ooceraea biroi (clonal raider ant)
Lineage: Eukaryota; Metazoa; Arthropoda; Insecta; Hymenoptera; Formicidae
Product: calmodulin
Cellular component (GO): myosin II complex
Molecular function (GO): calcium ion binding
Source: RefSeq, a predicted model, not a curated record
GAAGAGAGGCAGAGAGAGAAGGAGGAUCCUCGGAGUGACCGCAGUAUCGCAUGGGCGCGAAAAUCUGCGAGGUUUACCAGCAACUAGUGGCGUCAGUCGAAACUCUCCGAACCCCCAGAGAACCCUACAGCCUACUAUAAUCCAUCCCUUCUUCAUGGAGCAGAGAGGAAGAGGAAGAGAGAGAGAGAGACAGAGAGUCAAAGAGAAACAGGAACGGAGAGAGAGAUAGAGAAAGACACAGCCACGGUUCCCCCAUUUUCCACGAUAGAAUCCUCCCUCUCAUGCCUCGCUUCCGCCACCCUCUCUCCAUCGCUCCCUCUUCCUGCCCCCGAUCCCUCUCUCUCUCUCUCUAUCUCGCACGCCGCGUUCCUCUCGCGCGCUCGCGCGUUCUUCGGCCUCCGGAGCGGAGUCGCAGCAUCCGUUGGACCGUUCCGGACUUCAGUCCACGUCGAGAACGCGCCACUGUCGGGGCCUCGAAGAGUGACAGCCAACCGGAACCUCGCGGCCGACGUCGCGUGCACGGCAUCAUCGGCAACGUGUGCCGACAUUCCGCCAAUAAAUAUCGCCUGAAGUUAUGGUACCGUGACAAACCCCGGUGACGAGCACCCAAACGUACCGGCAGAAAGGAUUAAAAGAGAAAAUUGCUCGCGGGGUGGAAACCUCGCGUCGUCACGCGCUCGUCGCAUGUCGACAUCAAUUCUGCGGAUAAAAAUUGCCCAAAGCGACGCGAUUUUUCCUCUUCAAUCAGCGGUGCGUCCAACGAUCCGCUACUUUCACUAGUACACACGCCAGCACGAUCAGUAGUGGUACCAGUCUCGUUGGUACCACGCGAGCCACGGAGGUGCGUCGCUUUAGUAAAGUCAGAAAGUUUCCGAGACGCACAAUCGGGGGAUCACCCAGCCCCAUCUCGUUAAGUUCCCUCCUUCGGUUGGUCCUCCAGCUGAGAAACGACAACGAACAGGAGAGAGAAAACGAACAGGAACCCUCGUUGGAUGCCCUAAGGGCUCGGAGGAACCCUUAGGCCAGCCGGUCGCCGGUUCUGAUGCCGACACGUGCUGAGCGUGAUUGUUGAGGGUGCGGCGGAGCACAGGGGAGGAGCAGAGCCACGCGGGCCCACGGGGAGAGCUGAAGAAGAGGGAUCUCGGGCCGGAAGGCUGCCGGGAGUUGUUGCCCAGUCCCGGCGAGGGGGCGGACAUCGGGCCCGGAUGCUCGCAAGGACGAGACGCCGGAAGCGCUGCCACGUUGGAAGGGAAAAUAUUGACGGCCGUCAACAAGUUCCUUACAACGUCCCCUUUGGUUAAUAAGGUCAAGUUGCUGAUGACGAGACAGAGCAGCAGCGCGGAGGGGAAGGAGGGCACUGGUCCGGAUUGUUCCCCGAGGACGUCGUCGCCGAUGAUGAUGGCCGUGACGACGUCGCCGAUGAUGUCGACGUCGCUGCCGAUGCCGAUCGUUUCUACGGGGUUGCCCGAUAUGUCGUUGGCGUGUUCUGCCGCCGAUAUCUCGAUGAAUCGGCAACACCAUCGAUGGCAGCAGCAGCAGGAGCAGCAACCACAAGAAUUGUCGUUAAGGCAAGUGACGGAAACGACGGUCGCAGCAUCCUCGUCGUCUGCCUACGACGAGCCCAGCAAAACUCCUCUUUCCGCGAACGUCCUCUUGUCCCUGCCAGCCUCGCCGAAACGCUCAUCAACGAGCCAUUUCUCAUCCAGCAAGACGCCCGCUAUAUCGAAGUCGCAGAUGAAAGAAUUCAGAGAGGCCUUCAGGCUGUUUGACAAGGACGGCGACGGAACUAUCACGAAAGAAGAACUCGGCAGGGUUAUGCGUUCCUUGGGACAAUUUGCGCGAGCGGAGGAGUUGAGGACGAUGCUGCAGGAGAUCGACAUUGACGGUGACGGUAAUGUCAGCUUCGAGGAAUUCGUCGAGAUAGUCAGCAACAUCGGCGCAAGCACGGCUGCUGCCUCGGAUCAGCAUCAGGAAGAGCAAGAAUUGCGGGACGCUUUUCGGGUAUUCGACAAACAUAAUCGUGGAUAUAUCACUGCGUCGGAUCUCCGAGCGGUGCUGCAAUGCUUGGGAGAGGAUCUUUCUGAAGAGGAAAUCGAGGAUAUGAUUAAGGAAGUGGACGUGGACGGGGAUGGCCGAAUCGAUUUCUAUGAAUUUGUUCAUGCCCUCGGCGAGCCGGGCAUCGACGAAGACGAAGAAGACGACGAAGACGAUCUGCAAUCUCCGCUCUUCUAAGAUCGCGUUUACUCUCAUCUCUUUGUUAGAUAAGCCAGAUCGAUACGAGCAGGGCGAAAACGAUGUGCGAUCGCAAUUUCGUGAAUUAUCCUUUCUCUCGCGUUUGCAAUUCGAAUUGCGUGCGAUUGCACUUGACAAACGGGACGAGGCUCAACUUUAACUUCGACGACCCGUCUGCGUUUCAUUAGUUCUCACUCUUCUUCUCAGAUUUCGAAUCGAUUUUAACGCUGGAACGCGAACGUCUCGCUAUGCGCAUUGUGAAUAGAAUAAAAAAAAGAUCUGCACCGAGCUACACCACCAUCCGCAAAUGAUCGCGAGUACAGCACAAAUUUGCAUUCUUGAUAUAUGCUAAAGGAGUCAUAUACGCGAUUAGUCCGCUCGAUCGGAGGAUUCGCGAUAAAUCAGUCACGGAGUUCAUAGAUCGCGAGAUCGUUUAUGUGAUAAGGCCGUCAGCCGCCUGCUGAUAAAUGUGCAACACGACUCUUACAGAUGAAACUUCAGUAAUAAUGAAAAUAACUCCACACGAAUGUCAACACCACGCAACUUUAAAGCUAAACUCGUCGAACACCAGAUUCGUUGGGAAAAAAAAAGGAAAAGACAGGUCGAUCUCGCACUACUAGAUCAAGUGAUAACUCAGGCUGCAGCGUGAUUCGAACGAGUGCGAAAAUGAAAUACGAGAAUCGCGAGGAACGUUUUCUUGGCACGCUUAACGAGUCACUGAUAACUGACCGCAGGUUAAUUACGGGGCAGAGCAGUCGGCGUGACGAAUCGUCGUGAUUUUGCCGCGCCGGACGGCGAUAAGCGUUUCUGGCGAUGCGCCAUGAGCUUGCUAAAACGAUGGAUAAAUCAUUCGGUCGGCUACGAUGUCUCGUCUCGAUGAAAGCAAAGUCUCGGAUAGAGAAGCCGCAUCGUGGCCGCUGAUGUUACUCGCGACACAACGCGAGCGUUAAGCGCGGCCUGGCGCAGUUAAUCUAGCCGAGAUAAAUUAUUCAUUUCGCACUUCGUAUUCUCGAGCCUAUCGCUUCGACAUCAGAGGCGGCGCGGCUAUCUUUGAUCCGAGUCUCUCUCUCUUGGCGCCGCACUUGGGCGAUCCUAAGGUGUAAGAUCGACUAGAUCGUAAUGCAUUCCGUCUCGUAAGUAUGUGGACUUUUUCUCGAUUUUACUCUCGUCUAACACACACUAGAUAUAACGUUAUAUUCCAUCUAAAGUAAUCUUUAAGAGGGACAGGCGCGCCCGCGAUUCCGAUCGACGGAUCGGCGCCGGUGCCGCGCGUCGCGACGCCGCGAUCGCCGAGCGAACGAGAAGGGAAAGGGAGGCCGGAAGAUCGCUCGUCGCUCGUCUCAAUACCCGAUGAUUUGCGUAAAAUUGUCGAAUCGAUGGAUUCCGCACGAUUCUCCUGCGCACGACGACAGCCGCAAUUUCAAAAUCAUCCGACUAAAGUCUAGAUCGACUGGCGAGCGAAUCUUGUGCCGGUCCUUGCUCGCUUUGCUCUCCUCGGGCCUCGUAUUACGUACCUUAAACGAAUAUAUCACUGUUACGCCAAUAACAAAGCCGCACGCUGUUUCAAAUAUUUUAAAGGAUUUAAUAAAUCGCUAAAAAACA